Molecule: messenger RNA, 1329 nt
Organism: Penicillium angulare
Lineage: Eukaryota; Fungi; Ascomycota; Eurotiomycetes; Eurotiales; Aspergillaceae
Product: NADH:flavin oxidoreductase/NADH oxidase
Exons: 1
Coding region: 1-1329 (442 amino acids)
Cellular component (GO): intracellular anatomical structure
Molecular function (GO): NADPH dehydrogenase activity; NADP binding; FMN binding
Source: RefSeq, a predicted model, not a curated record
AUGGGAUCUAUUGCAUUCGGAUCGCCUCGAGUCUUGAGGGCUGCGGGCCUUCCUUACUUCACCCCGGCCAAUAAUGCCGGCGCUGCUCUGAACCCUCAAGAUCCCAACACCCCGACCUUGUUUCGACCACUACAAAUCCGAGAUGUUACACUUAAAAAUCGAGUCAUGGUCGCGCCCAUGUGCAUGUACUCAACUGAAUCCGAUCCAGCCUCACCAGCAAUUGGUGCUCUGACCGAUUUUCACGUUGCCCACCUUGGUCAUCUAGCAGCUAAGGGUGUGGGGCUUGUGAUCAUCGAAGCAACGGCCGUACAGCCAAAUGGCAGAAUUUCCCCAAAUGACUCUGGCCUCUGGCAAGAAGGGACUGAAUCCGAACAAUUCAAAGGCCUUCAGCGCGUGGCAAAUUUCAUACAUAGCCAGGGUGCCAAAGUAGGAAUUCAAUUAGCCCACGCCGGCCGGAAGGCCAGUUGUGUCGCACCCUGGUUGUCAUCAGAAGGGAAAAAGAGCAGCAUUAAAGCCGACGAAAAUGCUCAUGGCUGGCCUUCUAAUGUCGUUGGUCCGUCUGGUGGCGAGGAGCAUAUCUGGACAUCAGGAGACAAGUAUUGGCCGCCUCGAGAGCUGAGUACGUCAGAAGUGGAAGAACUUGUGCAGGCAUUUGCACGAAGUGCGAAACUUGCUAUCCAGGCCGGCGUGGAUGUGAUUGAGAUUCACGGAGCGCAUGGAUACCUGCUGAACGAGUUCUUAAGCCCAGUCACAAACCGCCGCACCGAUAAAUAUGGCGGCGACUUCUCGAACCGCGUUCGAAUUGUGCAGGAGGUUAGCAAUGCCGUUCGAGCUGCUAUUCCAGCUGGAACACCUUUAUUCCUCCGCAUCAGCGCCACAGAAUGGUUAGAAGGACAACCAGUUGCAGAAACAACCGGUAGCUGGGAUAUGCCCUCGUCGUCAAAGUUGGCAAAACUACUCCCUGAACUUGGCGUGGACCUUUUGGAUGUUAGUUCCGGUGGUAAUCACAAGGACCAGAAGGUUCAGCCUCAUACCAAUUAUCAAAUCGAUCUUGCUGGUCAACUACGCAAAGAGAUCCGUCAAUCUGGUCAGAAGACGCUAGUUGGUGCUGUAGGUCUCAUUACGGAGGCCGACGCUGCUAAGGAUAUUAUCCAGGGCGCACAUGAAGCGGUUGAGACCGAGGGUCUUCUUUCUGGACCAGAGCCUAAAGCUGAUGCAGUGUUGAUGGCGCGCCAAUUUCUUCGAGAGCCUGAGUGGGUCUUUACAGCUGCCAAGAAGCUGGGCGUCCCAGUGUCUCUGCCCCAUCAGUUUGCGCGCGGCUUGCUUUGA